Messenger RNA from Aethalodelphis obliquidens (Pacific white-sided dolphin), 7735 nucleotides. RefSeq names its product leucine rich repeat and Ig domain containing 4 (gene LINGO4). Lineage: Eukaryota; Metazoa; Chordata; Mammalia; Artiodactyla; Delphinidae. The coding region runs from base 1167 to 3059 and encodes 630 amino acids. The record is from RefSeq and is a predicted model, not a curated record. The transcript has a single exon. Gene Ontology annotation, molecular function: protein binding.
GAUUGGGAUCUGCAGCUAGAAAGAAACCGAGGCCUCCUGUCUCAGUUGGCUCAGUUGGUCCUAUCUCUGUAGCAUCCCUUGCCCAUUCCAAUACCUCCCCUCCCUUGGGGUCCCAGUUGUCACUAAACAGGGUGAGUCUAUGGGACCUCUUCUCCUCCAUCACCUCAGUCAGGCUCCAGUGGUCAUCCGCCUGAUUUUGCCCAGGCCCCUGGCACCCAGAAACCACUUUAAGUUGACAGGCUGUGCACACGUGCCCAGAGGUCUGCUGUGCCAGCCAAGGGCUCCCUUGGUCCCCACCAUAGCGUCUGGCCAGGCACUGUCUCUCCUCACUUGUCUAUGCCUACCUGGCUCUCAGUCUGUCUCUUGUGUUUUUCUCAGGCAGCAGAGGCCAAAGGGGACAAGAGAUCUCCCUCAGACUCACACACUAGGCUUGAAUCAAAACACCACGAAGGAGGGGUAUGAGAGAAGCCCAAGUCUGAGGACCAAGCAACAAAACCGGGGCAUCUCUUGGGUCCCUCACACCCUAAUGUCAUCUAUAGGGGAGGCGGCGUUGCCCUUGGGGUUCUUGUGAGGGAUUCACGUACCCCCUGCAUCCUGUGCUUUAUCUAAUGUGCAGCUUGGCUGUCAUCCACAAGGUGUUCUGGGGAGAUUGGAUCUUGUUAUUCUGGGGCCUCAGGCCCUGGGCCAGGCUGCAGGAGGGCAGAGGGGCAAUAAGUGGAGCCUGGGGGGCAGAGCUGAGGCCCACAUGCUUCCCAGCCUUGGAUGACUUAGUCAAGGCGAUGCCUGUCUCCAAUCAGGAUCCAGGGAUAUGAUCCCCCUUAAGCCGUAGACAAAGCUGUGGGUACAUAACCUGGGAGAAGGGUGGGCAGAGGGGGACAUAGCAGAGAUUGGGAGAGCAGCUAUCAGGGAGAAGGGACCUGAGGUAUUUCUGGAUCUCACAGAUGGAGGGAAACUCAAAAGUUACUUCCCUGCUGCUUCCUGUCUCCCUCCCCUAAAACUUUCCCCACUUGACUCGGGUUCCAUGAGCAAGUAAGCACUUGGCCUGUUACCCAGGUUGGGAGGGGGAGGAAAGUACAGAGUCCCCUUAGAGGAGCUCCAGAAGGCUCCAGGGAGGUGUGCACCAGAAUUCCCCCCAGAUCUGCACCCUAGCUGCUGGCCAUGCUGAGAUGGGUAGCUCAAUAUCUCUCUCUCCUCUAAGGAGGCCCAGGGAAAUCCAGGGUCCCCAUCAUCUGAAGCCACUUUCCAAUAAGGGCCAUGCCAUCGUCUAUUCCAGGAUGGAAGAGGGGAUGGCUGCAGCCACUACUCCAAAGCAAGCCUGGCCCCCCAUCUUUUUCCUGCUCCUCCUGUCUGGGGGGAGUAGCGGCGGCUGCCCUGCUGUGUGUGACUGCACCUCCCAACCCCGGGCAGUGCUCUGUGCCCACCGGCGACUGGAGGCUGUACCAGGGGGACUCCCACUGGACACCGAGCUCCUGGACCUGAGUGGGAACCGCCUAUGGGGGCUUCAGCGGGGAAUGCUCUCCCGCCUGGGCCUGCUCCGGGAACUGGACCUCAGCUACAACCAGCUGUCCACCCUCGAGCCAGGGGCCUUCCAUGGUCUGCAGAGCCUGCUCACCCUGAGGCUGCAGGGCAACCGUCUGCGAAUCGUGGGCCCCAGGGUCUUCUCAGGCCUGUCUUCCCUCACGCUGCUGGACAUUCGCCUCAACCAGAUUGUCCUCUUCCUCGAUGGAGCUUUUGGGGAGCUAGGCAGCCUCCAGCAGCUGGAGGUUGGGGACAACCACCUGGUGUUUGUGGCUCCGGGAGCCUUUGCUGGACUGGCCAAGCUGAGCACCCUCACCCUGGAGCGCUGCAACCUCAGCACAGUGCCUGGCCCGGCCCUGGCCCGCCUUCCAGCGCUCGGGGUCCUGAGGCUCCGGGAAUUAGAUAUUGGGAGGCUGCCGGGAGGGGCGCUGCAAGGGCUGGGGCAGUUAAAGGAGCUGGAGAUCCAUCACUGGCCGCCUCUGGAGGCUCUGGAGCCUGGGAGCCUGACUGGGCUCAAUCUCAGCAGUCUGGCCAUCACCCGCUGCAAUCUGAGCUCGGUGCCCUUCCAAGCGCUGCACCACCUGAGCUUCCUCAGGGUCCUGGAUCUGUCUCAGAACCCCAUCUCUGCCAUCCCAGCCCGGAGGCUCAGCCCCCUGGUGCGGCUCCAGGAGCUCCGACUGUCAGGGGCAUGCCUCACCUCCAUCGCUGCCCACGCCUUCCAUGGUUUGACUGCCUUCCACCUCCUAGACGUGGCGGAUAAUGCCCUUCAGACACUGGAGGAAACAGCCUUCUCUUCUCCAGACAAACUGGUCACCCUGAGGCUGUCUGGUAACCCCCUGACCUGUGACUGCCGCCUCGUCUGGCUGCUCCGGCUCCGCCGCCGCCUGGACUUUGGCACGUCUCCCCCUGCCUGUGCCGGCCCCCAGAACGUCCAGGGGAAGAGCCUGAGGGAGUUUUCAGACAUCCUACCUCCAGGGCACUUCACUUGCCAACCAGCCCUGAUCCGAAAGUCCGGGCCACGCUGGGUCAUUGCAGAGGAGGGCGGGCAUGCCGUUUUCUCCUGCUCUGGAGAUGGAGACCCAGCCCCCAUCGUCUCCUGGAUGAGGCCUCAGGGGGCUUGGCUGGGAAGGGCCGGGAGAGUAAGGGUCCUGGAGGAUGGGACGCUGGAGAUCCGCUCUGUGCAGCUACGGGAUAGAGGGGCCUAUGUCUGUGUGGUCAGCAAUGUAGCUGGGAAUGACUCCCUGAGGACCUGGCUGGAAGUAAUCCAAGUUGAACCACCAAAUAGCACUCUCUCUGACCCCAACACCACCAUGCCAGGGAUCCCAGGGCCUUUCUUCCUGGAUAGCAGAGGCAUAGCUAUGGUGCUGGCAGUCGGCUUCCUCCCCUUCCUCACCUCGGUAACCCUGUGCUUUGGCCUCAUUGCCCUCUGGAGCAAAGGCAAAGGCCGGGUCAAACAUCACAUGACCUUUGACUUUGUGGCACCCCGAGCCUCUGGGGAUAAGAACUCUGGGGGUAACCGGGUCACUGCCAAGCUCUUCUGACCUUUCCUUCCACACUGGGGACCCAUCCAAGCCAGCUUCAGAUACCAAAGGGGAAGAGAACCAAGGCUGCUUGGACCAGAAGCUAGUCCCAAACAGCAUAGAUCUCCCACGCCUCCUGCCUGCACCAUGCCAGCAGCUAAUGCCGCCUCCUGAUAGCCGGCCUCCUUGUGCUUUUGCAGUUUGAGGAUAGCAUUGUCAUCUCUUCCCUGAGGGUCCCAGGAAGCUGAAGAUAUAGACCCUGUAGUCAGCCCAGUCCUUCCCCCACCACAUACAAAGCAGGAAAUAUAACCCUCCAGUCUGCUAGUCUAAGCUCCAGGCUUCCUUCACACCCACCUACACAUACCUUAAUAACCAAUACCAAUCGCCAACCACAGCCAUAGAUUACUUCAGAGAUGGGGCUGGGAAGUGCCACUUGCUUCUUGGAGUCUCUGCUCCUCAACCAGGUGGUCUCUCUCUCUCUUUUCUGCUCUGUCCCCUCUCUAGGGGCAAACAACUAGGGCCAAUGACCUCAAGCUAAGGAGAAGAGGAUGUGACAGGGGGUGUGGGACGGGAAGGAGGACAGACUACACACUGGCACUGAGUGUGCAUGAGCCCCGCCACCUGCCUCUGUCUGUCACAGCAUUAAACCUGUUGCCAAAAGGCCAUGACAGUAGCAGCCACAACUAAAUGUGAUCUCUGGAGAUUUCUUCAGUCUUUUCCACCCCUUAUUUCUGUCAGAUCUCCCCCUUCCUACGCUUUCUGCCUGCCCAUUGAGCCUGUAUCCUAAUGGCCUUGCCUGAAUCUAACGAGCCUGAAAACCAGGGGUUUACGCAAAAGGUUGCCCACCAUGCCUGGAGAGAUCAGCACAGCCAGCCCAUUUCAGUGUCAACCCUUUCCCCUGUACUCUCCCUCUCCGGAGUUGGAGGAGAGAUCCUCUGCCUUCCAAAGGAUCCCUCUGCAAAAAUUUCAACCCAGGGCACCCAGCUCCUUCCCUUCUUUCUCACUCUGGUUGGAAUCUCCCUAACAUUCCUGUAUUGCAGAUCCCUAGUGCCCUUGAUGGAGAAAGCAAGAGCACUCCUAGAAAAUGACUAACAAAAGCAAGAAUCUGCAGCUGUCAAAGGAGAGAGACCCAGAACACAGCAGGACUAGGUUUGAAGGAACAAGGUGGGAGGGGCACUGCAAGCUGUAGUGAAAAGUGGAGGGAAGAAGAAGCAGCAGGAAGCACCUGCCUUUCCACCGUCCUUCAGCAGUUUCCCCUGGUUCCGUGUUCAGUGCAGCCCCGGUGGGAAGCUGUCUUUGGAUAGAGGUCGCUGUCUUAUGGAGACCCCAGAUGCAGAGGCAGAGUGGGAGGAGGAGAUGCUGACUGCCUCUGAGCGUACUCCAAAGAAAGGCCAAAGCAGAGCUAGAAAAAGUAGAGAUGCUGAGAGCUCAAGGGACAGGGCAGCAGCAUCAGCAUCACCGGAAGGGGAGGAGUGAAGGGAGAGGAAAGGAGCAGGGAGGAGGGGCCGAGAAGUGGAGAGUCACGAGGUCCCUAGGAGCCUCUCUCUCUCUCUCUCUCUCUCUCUCUGCAGCAGCAUCUGCACAGCGUCCUUAGUUCCCCUCCACCCUCAAGAGCCCCACCCACCCCUCACCCAACAAUAUGCAAAGCGUCAUCAGCUUCCUAGCCAUUCCUGCUGCCCUUGUCCUUGCCCUGAGGAGACUCAUAAGGAGAUUCCCAGCCCAAACUGUCCCUGACAGGUGAGAGAAGCUGGCGCCAUAUGGGGGCAGCCAGACUUCACCAGCAGGCAAGCUCUUCAGUGGGGCAGAGGUGGGAAUCUGGGGGCAGGGGGCUGUGGGCAGAGGUGAAUGUGAGAGAGAACCCGGCAGUUUGGAGAGUGAGGCUGGAGAAUCACACAAUCUUGAGCAUCCGGAGCCUCCAACCUUGCUCCUGGCACCGUGCACACACAAUUCCCUUAGCAUUGCAGCAACCUCCCCUCUCCAGUUUAUUAGACAGCCCAAAGGUUGUCUAAUAACCUUGGGGCACAGCCCUCUCCCAUAUUUCUAAAAUCUUCCACCAGUAGCUUGUGAGAUUGGGACUUGUGGGGGUCAGGUGCUAGAGGUUCUCAUACUAGUUGCCCAUACUGCAAUUCAGAAAAGGGCAGAAGCAGCAUUGCUGUUCAGAGAAAUCUACUCUGGGAAGCCCCCUGAGGCAGUGGGGAAUGGAUGACAUGUGUCUGGAUUGGGAGAUGCUGCUGCCUGAGUCCCACAGCCGCCAGAGCAGCCCAACAGAAACAGAAUGUGAGUUGCUUAUGUGAUUUCAAGUUUUCUAGUAUCACAUUAAAAAAGCAAAAGAAACAGAUACAAUUAAGUUUAAUACUCUAUUUUAUUUAACCCAGUGUACCCAAACUAUGAUCAUUUCAACAUGUUAUCUAUAUAAAAAUGAGUAAUGAAAUAUUUUACAUUAUUUUUUCAUAUUAGGUCUUUGAAAUCUAGUGUAUAUUUUACACUUACAACACAUUCCAAUUUGAUAACUAAAUUCUCACCAGAAAUAUCUGAUCUGUAGUUAGGUUUCAUAAAAUUCACUGUUGAGAAAGUCAAUUCACACAUCCAAGUUGCUCCAUAUUAAAAGUUUUCCAAUAACUAAAUCAAGUAUUGGUUUUAACAUUUAAAUUAAUUGAAAUUAAAUAAAUUUUAAAUUCUACUCCUCAGUCACACUAGCCAUCUUUCAAGUACUCAGUAGCCACAUGUGGCCAGUGGCUACAAUAUUGGACAGCAGAGCUCCAGACACUGUAACUCUGGGUGUAGACUAGGGCCUCCUCAGCAGAGGUGGGCAAAGUGUCCCUCGAGAAGCACAUUCAACCUAGAGGAAAUGCCUGUGGGGUUCCCCUACUACCACCCCUUGCUCUCCUGACAUGGCCUUUCCAGAACACCUUCAGAGAGGGACGCUAGUUACCGUAACAAGGUUACUGCAAUGAGCACUUCCACAGCUUGUCCAAUCAUCAGAAAGCCAGCCCCUUACCCCAUGUGCCCGGAAAGGCUGCCCUUAGCUCAAGGGUGUGUGUGUGUGUGUGUGUGUGUGUGUGUGUGUGUGUAUGUGUGUGGACAAGUGUGUGACGGCAACCAGGGACACAGGCGGGUGGUGUGUGCACAUGUGCAGGGAUGUUAUGGUCCACACCAGAGGCAAUCCAAUGGCAGCUCUCCCCUGGAGGGACAGUCGUGGAGAUAGAAGAAAAAUAACAUUUAUUCUGUGUUAGUUGGUUACAUGUAUGUUUUCUUAUUUAAUCCUCACAUCAACCCUAUUAAGACAGGGAAUCUUGGCUGAUGGAACUAAAGGUCAAAUAGAUUAACUUGCUCGGGUACACAGAGCUGGUUAGUAAGGGAGCUGCUUCUGGACUCAGGGCUAACUCAAAAUCCAAAUGCUUUCCACCACACUGCCAUACUGCUCAGUCACUGUCUGCUCUUAUAACCCCCUUCCCCAGGGCCUCUCAGCUGCAGGAACUGACCUGUGAGAAAGGUAGAAUCCAGGGGUCAUCCCCAGCCCCACCCACUCUGAACAACUCUUUUAAGGGGAAUGGGGUCAGUUGUUGGUCCUCACCUUCCUUCAGUAACUCUAAUGCACCUGAUUCAGGAAGCUGAGGAUUGGUUGUUAGUUUUUAAUCUUUCUUCUCAGUCUCCCCCAGCAUCCGUCUCUCAGAGAGAGGCAGGAGACUCUGGGUAGGACUUUUGCUCUUAGCAGUGAGUGUGGUGAUGAUUCAGGCCGGCGAGCACGUGAGAUCAGAGGACUCCUGCGUCCUCUUCCUCCAAACUGCUUUGUAAAGGGGAGUUAAGGAAGGAGACUUAGAGCUGGAUGUUGGUGGCCAGAGAAGCUGAGGAGAAUGUCUCUCUCCUAGGACACCCUGCCACAAUUCAUCAAUCUGAUCAAAAGACGAAAGAGUAGCACCAGUAUAAUUUCUGAUACUAAGGCCCACAUUCCCAGUUGCUGGUUUCUGGUGAAGAGACUUGAGUGACGGGGGAAGAAGGGGUGAUUCCUACAAUGGACAAAGGGAGUGUGCUGUUUUCCAAAACCUCAGAUAGCUGAAUAUCAUUUGAAUAGUUUACACGUUAUCCAGGAAGGGAACUCUGUAAGCAGCCAAGGCUCUAAACAAGGCUACUGCGUUUGAGAACCCCUCCCUGCCCAGCCCUUUAGCUAAAGUCUACUUUCCUGCUUUGGCUUACCGAGUGGAAACACCUGCCCACUGCACUCUCCGGACAACCCACACUCUAUGUCAAUUAGUUUCACCUACUGCCACCUGCACCUUGUUCAGAACACCCUUCAGGGAAACAGAACUGGACUCUUCAGAGCGGGAGAUGAGAAUAAAGAAAUCACAAUUCACCCAAUCCUAGUCUCUCACAACUCAAUCUUUGAAUCCUGGUUUGGGCUCUUAGAGGGGGAAUGAGAUGACAAAUCCCAAAUACACAGUGACUUGAGAGUGAUCAUCUCACCUAAAGUUAUCCUUUCUACUCCCCAGUCUCCCUACCCAACCAACUAAAAGUCCACCCUCCUUCAGAAAAUUUCCAGGAAAAGUGAUUACACCUGGCUUUUCACUGCUCUGAUUAAGAAAUUAAUCCUGUGGUUUAAUUUUUAAUUUUAAUCCCUCUUUUUGGACUUCCACUUCAUUUCCUCUUCUUUGCUCACCAGCUCCCAUUGGAGCUGGAAGAUGAUGAGCCCAUAAAGUAGG